Molecule: messenger RNA, 1133 nt
Organism: Lycium ferocissimum
Lineage: Eukaryota; Viridiplantae; Streptophyta; Magnoliopsida; Solanales; Solanaceae
Exons: 4
Coding region: 194-931 (245 amino acids)
Cellular component (GO): chloroplast
Source: RefSeq, a predicted model, not a curated record
GUUAUUUUCCAAAAAACAAAAAAAGGAGGAGGAAAAAACUGUGUGAAUUCUUUGCAGGAUUAUCUAGGCUACAGUGACAGUAACGCCAGUUAUCUUAUUUUAUCUACUGCCUAAGUUAAAUUCCAGGUGGUUCUAUCUCUGCCGGCCGGCGUCCAAUUUCUCCGGUCUUGCAAGCAGCUGGUUAUUUAAGGAGAUGAACUGCGUUCGCAUAAACAGUUCCUAUCCUGCCUGCAAUCUCAAUGCUUCCUUUCCAUCACUUACUGCUCCAAGGAGGACUUCCAAUUUGACCGCAUUAUCUUCGACUUAUCUCGGUACCAACCUCCCGAAAAUCUCUCUGAAUGUGAAAGUAGGUGUAUCCAAACCGCAGCUUUGCAAAACUGUAUGCUUAUUUGGUGGCAAGGGGAAGGCAAGCAAUGACAAUGAGGCUUCUCCGUGGAAAGCUCUUGAGAAGGCCGUGGGGAAUCUGAAGAAGGAACAGUCAGUUGAGGAUUUAUUGAAGCAACAGAUUCAAAAACAAGAAUACUAUGAUGGAGGAGAUGGUGGUGGAGAUCGUCCAGGUAGUGGCGGUGGAGGUGGCAGUGACGGUUCUGGUCAACCAGAGGAUGAAGGCAUUCCAGGGAUCUUAGAUGAGCUAGGACAAGUAAUCUUGGCAACUACGGGCUUCAUAUUUCUGUAUAUCUACAUAAUUGAAGGUGAGGAGAUCACUGUGUUCACAAAGGAUAUUCUCAAGUUUAUCUUUCUAAGGCAAAAGAGUAUUCGUCUUGGACGCACAAUUGCAAAGUGGGAAAACUACUUCAGAAGCCUGACUGAGAAGAAAGAAGAAAAUCCAUAUUGGUUGGAAAGUGAGAUUCUUAGAACCACUACUUGGUAUGACGGCCCCGCAAAAUAUAGGCACAUUCUCAGACAGUUGCAAUCCGACUCUUAUUAUUGAUAAGAAACCUUUUCUCUGUGCUGUCAAAUUUUGUACUAGUUUAAAUAGUUUUCUGACUGCCUGUUUGAGUAAGAGAAUGGAUGAAGAACUGAAAAACUGUUUAAUUGUUAGUAGAAUUUUGUGUCAUGAGUAUAUUUUCAGGUUUUCUUAUUUUGGGAUGAGAUAUGGAUCAUUCAAUUAAAGAAUGUUAUGUUUGAUUAAA